GCGUCUGUUGUUCAUGGGCUUGCUCUAAUGUGGCUUUAUUUGUUUGUACACGAUUCACACAGGCGUUUUCCUGCUUUAUAUCUAUAUAUAAGAUGCCAGGUGAGACAAUCAACAGUACUAGUACAGACGGGAACCGACUUAUCACAAAAUGAAAACAAUCGCAGUGCUGUGCGUGGUGGUUGCAGCGGUGGUGGCGCGCCCUGAGGAGGCGGGUUUCUAUAACCCGCAGUAUGACACCUUCAACGCCGAAGAACUGGCCGAGAAUGUUCGACUCCUCAAGAACUACGGCAAGUGCUUCCUCGACGAGGGGCCCUGCACUGCUGAGGGCUCGGACUUCAAAAAGGUGAUCCCGGAAGCCUUGAAGACAUCUUGCGGGCGCUGCACGCCGAAGCAGAGAGUGCUGGUGAGGACUGUCAUCAAGGCGUUCCAGACCAAGCUGCCAGACAUCUGGGAGGAGCUCGUCAACAAGAACGACCCGGAACGGAAAUACAAGGCACAAUUUGACGCCUUCCUCCAAGGCACUGACACACUUGAAGGUGAUAGGUACAAUUUUUAUAAUUCUAAAGAACCUUGUCUGGCUAGAAUUUUCUGUAUUCGUAUAAAAGGAGCGGUCAAGUUUAUUCCUAAGAUAAGAUACAUGAAACAUUGCAGUAACCAAACACAUAAUACACAGAUCAAGAUGAAGACUGUUCUGGUGUUGUUUUCGAUGGUGGUGUUAGUCCUUUCGUAUGAGACCUCACAUGACGACAUCGACGUCGAAGCGCUGGUCAAUGACACGGAUACUCUGAAGAAAUAUACCUCAUGCUUCGUCCAUAACACCGACUGUGACGAUAACUCCAGCCAUUUCAGAGCCGACUUGCACGAAAUUUACGAACAGGCUUGCGCUAAAUGUAAUCAAGUUCAGAAACACAUGCUGAAGAGGUAUAUUGAAACUCUAAAGGAAAAGUUGCCCGACCAGUACCAAGAACUGAAGAAGCAUUAUGAUCCUGAAGGAAAAUACAGCCUGCCUCUAGAGACGGCCAUCGCUACUGCUUAAAUAAUAUUUGUAUCAUCUACGUACUAAUUUCUUUUAUUCAGGAAUAUGUAUUAUAAAUAUAUAUGAUACUUUGUCUUUU
Molecule: messenger RNA, 1115 nt
Organism: Plodia interpunctella (Indianmeal moth)
Lineage: Eukaryota; Metazoa; Arthropoda; Insecta; Lepidoptera; Pyralidae
Exons: 6
Coding region: 149-1036 (295 amino acids)
Source: RefSeq, a predicted model, not a curated record